Messenger RNA from Procambarus clarkii (red swamp crayfish), 1191 nucleotides. NCBI's taxonomy places the organism in Eukaryota, Metazoa, Arthropoda, Malacostraca, Decapoda, Cambaridae. The record is from RefSeq and is a predicted model, not a curated record.
AUGCGGAGCUGUAUGAGCCUGCGGGUGUUCCCUGCCCUCUGUGAGCGCCUAGGCGUUCCCCUGGCCACCCACAAGACUGAGGGCCCCUGCCCCUGCCUCACCUUCCUUGGAUUUGAAAUCGACGCCCAACGUAUGGAGACAAGGCUGCCAGACGACGAGAGGAUGAAGUACAUGGCUGCAGUGGAAGAUGCUCUGGGGGCCGAGUGUACUGCCGCCCUCGUUCCUGCGAGACGCAGGACUCGCCGAGAAGCCAACCACAGUCCCGCAGCACCUUCUGCCCUGCAACUUCACCCUGAAACUGUAAGGACGCUGCUCGACUCCCUGCAGCCCGCGACACGGCGCACGUAUCAACAUAAGUGGGCGGAGUACGUGGCGUGCGUAUCGAACGACAGGAGACGGGAGUGUCCCUUCGAGGCCUCGUCCUCGACACUGGCGAACUUCCUGCAGUUGCUGCUGUCUUGGGGCUUGGCUUUGCGCUCUCUCAGCGCUUACCUCGCGGCGAUCGCCUUCAUGUUCAAGCUGCAUGGUAGGGAGGAUCCUACUCGCCAGUUCCUAGUCACACAACUGCUUAAGGGAGCGCGCAACAAGGCCCAACGGCUCCCCGCACGACGAUUGCCCAUGACCAGACGACUACUGCAUCGACUACUGGGGGCCCUGCGAGGUGUCUGCUGCUCAACUUACGAGAAGACCUGCUACCGAGCGCUCUUCUCCCUCGCCUACGCCUGCCUCCGGCCAGGGGAGGUGACCUAUGCAGGGAAGGGGCAACACACGCUAUGCUUGGACCAGUUAACUUUAUCACGGACGGGGAUCGACAUCGCGUUUGCCUCCUACAAGCACAGUGCAGGUCGUACCCCCACUUUAAACCUGAGUGCAGACCCCUACAGCAAGUACUGCCCGGUCCGUGCCAUGGCGAACUGCAUAAGACGACGGGGCAUGGAACCAGGACCUAUAUUCCUAGACGAAACGAGCGCCCCAGUCACCAGACAAGAUUUCACAUGGGUGCUCCGUGCUGCCAUUCGAGCACUAGGACUGCCCCCAAACGAUUAUGCUCCGCACUCCUUCAGAAUCGGCAGGGCCACGCAGAUGUCCAAGGAUGGCCUGGCGCCGGCAGCAAUCAGAGCAGUCGGCAGGUGGAAAAGUGAUGCGUUCCACUCCUACGUCAGGCAAGACGUCAUUCCACUACCUAGAUAA